Trifolium pratense (red clover) is the source of this 1905-nucleotide messenger RNA. RefSeq names its product NAC domain-containing protein 71-like. Gene Ontology annotation, biological process: regulation of DNA-templated transcription. NCBI's taxonomy places the organism in Eukaryota, Viridiplantae, Streptophyta, Magnoliopsida, Fabales, Fabaceae. The record is from RefSeq and is a predicted model, not a curated record. The coding region runs from base 751 to 1665 and encodes 304 amino acids. The transcript has 4 exons. Gene Ontology annotation, molecular function: DNA binding.
GUGCUCAAUUUUGGACUGUUGGUUAUGUUUAUACUUAUGGUUCACUUCCAAGUUCCAAAUGCUAUAAAUAGCACACUAUCAAUCACUUAUGCUUUUACUCUAUAGUCUCUCUUCUUGUCUUCAUCACACUAUUGUUCUAAACCUUUUUAGUGGUUUGUUUUAUUCUAAAUUUUACAUAUUUUAAAAACUGUACUAGACAGCUUAACCAAUUAACCAAUUAAACCCUGAACCGACAUUUACUAUAAUUAUGUUAUUUUGAUGGUUCGAUUGUAGUUUUUAUAUUAGAUUGAAUUUGGUUUAAAUCGGUUGAACCAUGAUCCAGUGAUCUCGUCGGUUCAAUGUCUGGUUUGAUUUUAAAACAUUGAAAUUAUGAACUUUGAUUAGCUACCCUCUUUUUGGAAUCUUGUGAUCAAAUUUUGAGUUGUUCUCAUUUGUUCUUUUAAACAAACUUGAGUUCAAAAGUUGGUAGUUUUGGGGGGUGUAAUAUCUGCAUAAGACACAUAUAAUUUAUUCAAGACCAUGAUCCUUGCAUUCAAUGGAUGCACUUUGUGGAAGUGUCACUUAACUUUUGAACAAAAAUCUAUUGUAGACAAAAGCUUCUACUUUUGGAUCUUCCAUUUCUUUAAUAGAUAUAGUCUUGCAACUUAGCAAUAAUUCUCAUUUUGUUUUGUUCUCUUGCCUAUAGCUUUGGUUACUUAUUUCACAAUUUUCAGUGAGUCUUUCUUCUAGGAAGAAUCUUUGCAACAUAAUAUGGCAGAGGCAUCACUGCCACCAGGUUUUCGUUUCCGUCCAACCGACGAAGAACUGAUUGGAUACUAUCUGAAAAGAAAAGUGGAAGGACUUGAAAUUGAGCUUGAUGUUAUCCCAAUGAUUGAUUUUUACAAAUUUGAUCCAUGGGAGUUACCCGAGAAAUCAUUUCUACCAAAACGAGAUUUAGAAUGGUUUUUCUAUUGUCCGCGAGAUCGAAAGUAUCCAAAUGGAUCAAGAACAAAUAGAGCUACUAAAGCUGGGUACUGGAAAGCCACCGGAAAAGAGAGAGAGAUUGUGUGCCAGGGUAGUUCACCCACCAUCACAGGUUACUGCAAAACACUUGUUUUCUAUCUUGGAAGGGCCCCUUUAGGGGAUAGAACUAAUUGGAUCAUGCAUGAGUAUCGCCUAGCCGAUGACCUUAGCCAAGACUUUAAGGGUGGUUUUGCUUUGUGCCGAGUUAUUAAAAAGAAUGAGAAGAGCAAGAGGGCUGAAACAAGUUCCAAUGAUGUUACUUCUCAAGCAAGUUACCUGAAUAAUGACAGUGGAUCACAAAAUAUGGCUCCAAUUGCUGAGUUUAGCAAUGUAUCCAUAGAAACCAAUCCUUCAAACUUCUGGAUCUCUCCUGAUAUGAUUCUUGAUUCUUCAAAGGAGUAUACUCAUAUACAUGAUGCAGUGUCUGAAUAUUUUCCAAGGUGUGAUUCACCAAGGCAAUCAUUGGAACAAAUAACAAUUUCACCUAGUUUAUCCUACUCCAAUUUGAAUGGUGAAAUUGAAUUUUCUGAUAAUACAAGUCAAAUUGGAUGCAUGUCAUCUUACUCAAGUCAGGGAAAUUUCAUGGACUAUUAUGGAAAUUGGGAUGUUCCUUAUGAGGUUUAUGAUCAGAUUAAUUAUGUCUCAUAUUCAGAGCCUUUCUAAAAUCUGAAAACAAAAGGAAUAUCAUUGUAACUCUUUUUACCAUUCCAAAUUAGGACCAAGGCCUAAUUUGAAGGCAAACAAGUUGAGAGAUUUGAUGAAAAAUCUUUGUGGCUACUAGUUAACUGUGGAAUUUUACUUGGUAUGGCAUUGUUACUUGUUAGAGAUAUCUUGGACAACACCUUUUAAUGUAUGUCUUAGAGUUAUAAAUAAUGAGUAGUAGUACUACCUUUUAUUGCAUGA